Messenger RNA from Falco peregrinus (peregrine falcon), 2302 nucleotides. RefSeq names its product fibronectin type III domain containing 9 (gene FNDC9). The record is from RefSeq and is a predicted model, not a curated record. NCBI's taxonomy places the organism in Eukaryota, Metazoa, Chordata, Aves, Falconiformes, Falconidae. The transcript is spliced from 2 exons. Gene Ontology annotation, molecular function: protein binding. Bases 828 to 1490 code for a protein of 220 amino acids.
CGUCUGUCCCCUCCUGGCCACAGACUCGAGCUGCUCCCCUGAAACACCGCUGGCACUGGCUUUGCCUCUCCCUCCUGCCCUCUUGCCAGACUAACAGGCGAAUCCCUGAGCUGUCUACAAGGCAGGGGCAUUCAAAGAAGAGCCUGUCUUAAUCCCACAGGAGUUCAGCAGGAGCUCAAGGUCUUUGCAAACCCAGUUCCUAUUCCCAUCACACAGUUUAGAAAAUAUUAAAAAGCUAAUGGACACUGCUGCAGCAAUUAGGGAUAAAAAUCCACUGCUCACUGGCUUUGGCUUAAAUCAGUAGUUUAAAUCUGCAAGAAAUCAUAGAAUGAUAGAUAAAGCCCCUGAAUGCUAAAUUAUCAAUGUGUAUUGCAGGCCAGGAUCCCAGAUUUAACAUCAUGUGCCAACAUGUCUCUAAGCCCAGACCCUGCCUGGGGGGCAGUGAUGGUCUUGCUGGGGGACUGUGGAUAGUGGGGAAAAAAAGAAAACCCCAACCAACCCAAACACGCCAGCAAACAAAAUUACCUGGCUUGUUUUUUCCACCUCAGAGACACCUAUUUCUCUCAGGCAAGAGCUUUUAGGGAUAACAUUCCCAAAUCACUUGAAGAUGCCUGCCCAUCCUUUCUUACUGGUUGCUAUGGUGAGAGAUGACGGAGCCCCAGACGGGUAUAAUAUGAGGCAGUGCGAGGGGAAGGGAUGUAGCAGAGGAGGGAGACGAGCGGUGGGAAGAGGGGAAGGUGCUGCCUGGGGCCACGCUGCUCACCAGCACCUCACCAGCACCUCACCAGCACCGCUGGCCACUGCGGACCUGCCCAGAGAGGGGCACAAUGAACAUCGAAGUGCAGAACAUCUCUUACACCAGCGCCACCGUCUCCUGGGCCAUGAACAACCCCUGUCCAGAGAACUACUACCACGUCAUGUACCGCCCCAACUGGAACAGCGUCUUCGCUGGCUACUUACGCCAAAACUUCCACCGCGAGGAGCGAGUUCCUCACCCCCUCAGCUCCCUUGUCCUCCACCGACUCACCCCAUCCACCAUCUACGUCCUCUGCAUCACGUGCAAGAACUCUUACCCCUCCAGCAACCACUGCACCACCUUCCACACUCUGGACAAAACCCCUCUGGUUUUUGGUGGCUCUAAGCAUGAGUCUACCACCUCCAUGUGGAUGGUGAGCAGCCUGCUGCUCCUCUGCUUCAUUGCUCUCCUGGCCUACGGCUGCCUGCAGUUCUGGUCGGCACGAUGCCACCGGGCUGCGAGGCUGAAGCACCCCGAUGACAGCCCUGACGAAGCCGGUGAAGGGAGCAGCUCGCUGGAGGGGCCACUGAAUGACGGACUGAGAGAGGAGCUUCUGGAAGUCCCCAUGACCACAGUGCUAAUGCGGAGCUCCAGUUUCAUGAGGGAGAGUCCCUACAGAUCCCCUCACUGCUUUUUUUCCUAUAAAAACAGCGAUGAUAAAAGGGCCAUCUUGCCGCAGCACGGCCUUCAAUGAGAGCAAUAUCAAGACAGACCCUGCUUAGAGAACCCUGUUUGGUUCGCGCUGCUUUUUCCCAGCUCCUGCCAACAGGACUGUCUGUGUGUCCACGGGGGCUGUCUGUCCCAGGGUAGAACAUGAGGUGGGGGCAUUGGCUGCAGGGAGAAAGAUUUUUGUCAAGCGACAAAAAUAUUCUCAUUUGCUGAGGGUUUUUUUAAAAGAAACCGAUUCAGCUCUCUGGGAAGGGCCAGGCUUGGCUGACUGUAAUGUCAUUAGCUAAUCUUCAUCAGUGCUGUAGAUUCACUUCAGAGUCAUCAAUCAACAUGCAAAAGAAAUAAACUCCACUCAAGUACUUUCACACUUGAGUGAUGCUCCACCAGCAUCACACUCCAAGCCCUCAUAAUGCCUGUAUAAACAGUCAUCACAGCCUGACAAAAAGAGCUUUUUGUCAGUAUUAAGUAGUCUACAUUUGCACAAAGUAUUUUAGUAAUUCCCAUUUUGAACUACAAAUGGGAUUCCUGAAGCGGUACCUAACUUGGGGAGGAGCACUGCUUUGGAGCUCCAACUUGGUCUCCUCUCUGCACAUUUAAGUGGAUGCGACUUGGUCUCAGCGUAAACGCUAAGCACAGAGCAGUGUCAGCAUCCCUUAAACUGGGCAUGUUACGGAGAGGAAUACAGGAAAGUAAUAGCAAAAGCACACUGAAUCUGCUUCUUGCAUGGCUUUUUGGAUUCACACAGCAACACAACCCUGCACAUUUGCACCCACCAUUCUGUUAAUGAACCAGUUCUUGCAUUUCUUUCUUCCUAAAUAAAUACUUCCAACAUCCAUC